Messenger RNA from Capsella rubella, 649 nucleotides. RefSeq lists its product as uncharacterized. The transcript has 2 exons. Bases 111 to 461 code for a protein of 116 amino acids. The record is from RefSeq and is a predicted model, not a curated record. NCBI's taxonomy places the organism in Eukaryota, Viridiplantae, Streptophyta, Magnoliopsida, Brassicales, Brassicaceae.
UGAUAUCAAUAAAUCCCAAACCGACUCAUCUUCUUCCCGCAACUUCAUAAUCUGCUUUCCCAAUUCUCUCUUUCGUCGGAGGUCCUGUGAAACCUAGACAUAUCGCAGUGAUGCAAAAUUCAAAGGUUCCACCUAUUUCUGAACCAAAGAGAAAGAAGAUUUCUACUCCAAAACAACCAUUGAGCCAAUUACCACCACGAAGCGUGAAAAGAUCUUCAGCGAGGAACACAUCGGACCAGGUUUUUGCGAUUUCCAAUCAACUAGAGGUGUCUCCUAAUUCAGAUGCAUCUCCAGGAAACGAGUAUAGAGCACUGAGACGCAAGUAUAUGCUGCUAGAGGAAGAUAGUUUCGCAUUGGAGAGAGAAUUAAAGGAAGCUGAGGACGAGGUUAGAGCACUUGAAGAUGAGAAGCUUGAGCUCUUGGACAAACUCGUUGUUUUGGAAGGUUUAGUUGAUCCUUAGAUUCUCCCUUAGCACUUGUCUUUGUCUUUGGCCUUAUUCAUAUGUACAAGCCACCAUAUAUAGUAACAACAUUGAUUCUGAUUACACAACUUAGAAGUUUGGAGGUUGGUAUAGAAAACUCUGAACCUCACUUUGUUGUUGGUGUCUUUCAAGAUGAUCAAAACUAAUACAAUGGUUUUGGAACAAAA